AUGGAGGUAUAUCAGCCCCACAAUGAUGAGAUUGACUUCAGUGCUGAUGAAGCACACAAUAUUGUGAAAGAGUGUAUAGAUGCUAUAUUGGGUGGUAUUUAUUUUAAUUUUUACAACAGUGUGAUGGAACAAUCCUUAACCCAUUUGAUAAAGUUAGGGAAGACAUAUAAAUAUAUUGUCACUUGUCCAGUGAUACAGAAGAGUAGAUCUGGUUUACACAUAGCCAACUCAUGUUUUGGGGAUACCACAUCUGAUGGAAUCUAUACCAUAAGAUAG
Molecule: messenger RNA, 276 nt
Organism: Monodelphis domestica (gray short-tailed opossum)
Lineage: Eukaryota; Metazoa; Chordata; Mammalia; Didelphimorphia; Didelphidae
Source: RefSeq, a predicted model, not a curated record